AUGGAGGACUUGUCUCGGUGGGUAAUGGAGGCCGGGUGGUGGGUGAGGAGGUGCUGCUGUGGGGAGGAAGAGGAGGCUGAGGAGAAAGGAAGACGGGAUGAAGAAGAGCAGGAGGAGGAGGAGGAGGAGGAGGAGGAGGAGGUGAAGAUGGAAGAGCUCAACUUGAGAAAGAGCAGGAGUUCAACUUCCCUUCCGCCGGCUGAGCUGGAUCCGGACCGGUCCAGCUCGUCCCCCUCGGGGUCCCAGCCUCACUGGUUCCACACCCUGCAGGUCCGACGGUUCAGAGUCCGGCGAGGACGCAGCAACAGUGACCCGCUUGGAGGGAACAACUGCGAGGACCACUUCACCUGGAAACCGGGUCUUCGGUUCGGAGCGUCCCACUCGUACCUGAGUCUGGAGAAACUCGGCGAGGGAGCGUACGCGUCGGUCUACAAAGGCAUCAGCAGGAUCAACGGGCAGCUGGUGGCGCUGAAGGUGAUCCGGACCAAGACGGAGGAGGGCGUCCCGUUCACCGCCAUCCGAGAGGCGUCUCUGCUCAAAGGCCUGAAACACGCCAACAUCGUUGUCCUGCAUGACAUCAUUCACACCAGAGACUCUCUGACCUUCGUCUUCGAAUACGUGCAGACAGAUCUGGCUCAGUACCUCACCGACCACCCCGGAGGACUGCACUCACACAACAUCAGGCUGUUUAUGUUCCAGCUGCUGCGCGCUCUGCGCUUCAUCCACAGCAGGAGGAUCCUCCACAGAGACCUGAAGCCUCACAACCUGCUCAUCAGCUACCUGGGAGAACUCAAGCUGGCCGACUUUGGUCUGGCUCGGUCCAAGUCCAUUCCCAGUCAGACCUUCUCCUCUGAGGUGGUGACGCUGUGGUACCGGCCCCCCGACGUCCUGCUGGGGUCCACAGAUUACUCCACCGCCCUGGACAUCUGGGGGGCUGGGUGUAUCUUUGUAGAAAUGCUGCAGGGGGCGCCGGCAUUCCCCGGGGUCACUGAUGUGUUUGAGCAGCUACAGAAGAUCUGGAUGGUCCUGGGCCUCCCCUCAGAGGAAAGCUGGCCUGGAGUCACUCAGCUACCAAAUUAUAAACCAGAGUGGUUUCAUCGCUCUGAGCCCAAACAGUUCAGAAGCGUUUGGAAAAGGUUGGACCAGCUGCCCUAUAAGACAGAGGAUCUGGUCCAGAGGAUGCUGAGGGGGGUCCCUGCAGCCCUCUCAGCUCAGGAUGCCCUGAGGCACCCGUACUUCAGCACGCUGCCUGCCCCCAUUAUGCACCUCAGAGACACCGUGUCCAUUUUCAAGGUGCCAGGUGUCCGACUGGAGACGGAAGUCAGAGACGUCUUCAACCGGGGACAGAGGGUCAAACCCUCCCUGCUGUCCGCCGCCAAGUUCUGGUGA
Plectropomus leopardus (leopard coralgrouper) is the source of this 1389-nucleotide messenger RNA. The record is from RefSeq and is a predicted model, not a curated record. Lineage: Eukaryota; Metazoa; Chordata; Actinopteri; Perciformes; Serranidae.